GAGCAGAGACAUAUAUCUGCUGACCUUUCUGCAAAUGUUGGUUAGCUACAUGUGCCGGUUCAUCCCAAAACGUUAAAUUGAUCCUACAACAAAGAGGUGUCAUGAUCUGCCUUGCAUUGUACAGUGUAGAUCCUUACAUUUUUCAGCACAAAGAUGUUACUUGCAUCAAGCAAAUCAAUUGCAAGUGUCUUCUCUAUUUUCCCAAUCCCAAUUUCAGCCAAUUUUGCCUCUUUUAAAGUGGUCCAAUUUGGUAUACAUUCCAUAACAGCCGAAGUAUCUAUUACAAGAUCGAUGAUAAUUACUGAGGUCCUCAACCGAAAUGAAUGGAAGUUUACACAUGAACAACAAUCCAUUUCAAGAUCGAUGAUAAUUAUUGGCUCAAUGUCCAAAAUCUAUGCAUUGUGUUUCAUUUAGAAUCAACAACAAUCCCAACAAAAUCAAUCCACAACAAUAAAACGCCUUAAUCUCGACAAUAUGAGGCCAACGCCCAACAAAAUCAAUCCAUUUGAGGAAAACGAAGAACCCCAAUUUACUCAUCCAAUAUUGAAACAGUAAAAACAGCUACUACCCAAUGUCCAAGGAAAAUCGAAAUAAUUUCAAAAAUGAAAACCCAAUUCAGUAUUGUCAAAACAAAGCAGUAAAACAAAAAAAAUCCUGCUUCUGCAGACCAAACCACCAUUCAAAGUGGCGGUUUUUGUGAUCCCAGGCAAAACCGCCAUUCAAAGUAGCAGUUUAUGUCAAAACAAAAUCCAGGUGAACAGCCACUUAAGCUAGCAGUUUUGUAUUUUGCAAAAAUAAAAUAAAAAAACUCAAGCAUUAAACCGCUAAUUGAAAUAGCAACUGGACUGUAUUCAGUGAAUGAAUUUUCUCUUUGAUGCACAAUGAGAAUUUUUUUUUAUAAAGGGCAAUAAUAAGGGAAAAGAUUCUAGAAUAAACGUAAAUUAGCGGGAAGCGAAGCCACUGGCAUGUGGGCAUACAUAAAUUAUAAAUACCAGGAUCGACUGUUGUCGAAGCCUUUUCUUUCAUUUCAUCCUAAGAGAGAUUUUUUGGGUUUUUCGCAACUCCUCUGUUACUACAAUCACCAUGACUAACCAGACUCAAGAAGAGAAGCUCUCGGCUCUACUCGGACAGCAAAAAAUCGAUGAUAAUAAUGAGCUGCUUAUGAUUGAGGAUAUCGACGAAGAGGAUGACAACACAGAUGAUGACAGUGAAGAUGAUGUAGAAGUGUCAAGUGAUGGAGAUGCCAGUGAUAAAUCUACGAUAAUAAGCAAGAGUGAAAAGAAGACUCGAAAAGCCAUGCGGAAGCUUGGUAUGCAUCCCAUUACUGGUGUCAGCAGAGUCACUCUCAGGAAUGAAAAGAAUGAUUUAAAAGUCAUCUCAAAGCCCGUUGUGUUCAUGUGUCCAACAACAGAAACAUAUAUCUUUUUUGGUGAGGCAACGAAAAAAGACAUAAGUUCACAACUUGAAAUUCAGCCAGCACAGCAGUUCAAGGCUCCAGACUUGAGCAAUGUCAUUUUUAAGCCUGAUAUUUCUGCAAUGGUCCAGGAUGAUGCGAAGGUUUAUGAGGCAGGACUCUUACCCAAGGACGUUGAGGAUGUCAUGACACAGGCUGGAGUUACUUGGGGUGAGGCCUUCACCGCACUCAAGGCUAACAAUGGGGAUAUCAUGGAUGCUAUUAUGGACUUGUGCUGUUGAUUACUUGAUGAGAAGUCUUUGGCUGAUGUUUUAGCUAGUCAUUUAGUGCUUACUAAAGCAUGCGUAGUGUUAGAAACCAAGUACAUACUCAUACCUCAUACCUUAACCGUAAAGUGUUUGUUUUGAGUAAUUUUUUACUCAACUCAUGCCAGUAUAUAUUGAUUCCUUUUUGAUAUGUUUUGGCUGUUGAAUUUAUUUUUGAUGUUUGAUCAGACACGCUUAGAAUGUUUUAACCUAAUUGAAAGAUUUAUACUUAUUUGUUAACUAUUGUUAAAGGUUAAGCUUAUGGACUUGUGGCGAAAGAUGUCGACUUGCAGAAAGCAUUUUCUAUGAGAAUCUUUCUUGAGCCAAAGGACUCUUUGGCUGCAUUUUUCUUUAUGAAUACGGAUUGUUGUCUUCUUUUAUUCAUAAGACUCUACUUAUAGUUUUUCCUAUAAGCGGGAUAUAGU
Amaranthus tricolor (Joseph's coat) is the source of this 2144-nucleotide messenger RNA. Its product is annotated as nascent polypeptide-associated complex subunit alpha-like protein 1. Bases 1084 to 1695 code for a protein of 203 amino acids. Gene Ontology annotation, biological process: protein targeting to membrane. The record is from RefSeq and is a predicted model, not a curated record. NCBI's taxonomy places the organism in Eukaryota, Viridiplantae, Streptophyta, Magnoliopsida, Caryophyllales, Amaranthaceae. Gene Ontology annotation, cellular component: cytoplasm; nascent polypeptide-associated complex. The transcript is spliced from 4 exons.